Bombus pascuorum is the source of this 2573-nucleotide messenger RNA. RefSeq lists its product as uncharacterized. The transcript has 9 exons. Lineage: Eukaryota; Metazoa; Arthropoda; Insecta; Hymenoptera; Apidae. The coding region runs from base 1083 to 2573 and encodes 496 amino acids. The record is from RefSeq and is a predicted model, not a curated record.
AUUAAUCACAAUGAAAAUUAUAAUUAAUCGUCGUUCUUACAGAGGAGUACACGUUUCUUGCCGUGGGAGAUGGCCUAGAUAGGCGUCUGUACGUUUUACCCGAAUAUCGUUCGGAAGGUUUACACUUUUCUGUGAAAGCUUGGGAACCGGAUAAUCCAGAUUCUGUCGUGUUUGUCUUUUUAGCUGAUGAUGGAUUAAAAUCGCGUUACAUCCUCAAAAUAGGAACGUCGAACAACGAAAAAGUACUUCUCUUUUACGAAUCGGAAACUACAGCAAUUUCCUUAGUCAAAAGGAAAACUCUGCCACAUUUGCUUUAUGUCGGAAAAUGGAGCAGCUUUAUCAUCCGUAUACCACGCGGACAAUUAUUGCUUUAUUACGAAGGCGAUCCUACACCAUUGUUCGAAUGGACUCAUCCCGAUCCUCCCAAUGCUUUCCUACCAAAGUAUUAUUAUUAUGGCAGCGAACAGUCAAAAGCUGUUGGCUUCGCGUUCGAUCGUGGAUCAAGUACGUUCACAAUUAAAGAAACGAACUAAAUAUUAUAAUUUCGCAUAAGUCCACGAAAAUCUGCAGUCUAUUAAUUAAUGUUAGUAAUGUUCUCGAGAAAUAUAGAGGCGAAUGUUUCAUAUCGGUACAUAGAAAUGUUUAAUGUUUUACAUGAAUAUCCUUUCAUAUUUUAAUCUAGAUACAAGUAUCAAGUUAAAAUAAAUAUAAAUGAUUCUUCAUACAAAUAGAUUGUCAUAUAGAAAACACGAGAACUGAUAAAUACACCAGAAUUCUAUCGUUAUCAACAUGGAUUGACAAAGAAAUAUUGCUUCCUCAACAAGUGACUCUUCAUCUUCGAGGGGAAGGUGCAGUUCAUUUCCCUUUCUACCUGAUGCCUGAGACUCCAGGAUGAAUAUUCAGUUUUCAUGCAGCAGGCUGCAUUGCUAUCCCAAAAUUGUACUCACGAUUUUCUGUAAGUUACACGCAAAGAUCUAUCGUUACCCAACGACGUUAAAUUCUUGUGAUAUACUAAUUUUAAUAAACACUAGAGCUUCCAGUAAACGUAAUUUACUGAUAUAUACUAUUUUAACAGAUAUUUUAUGCUCAAGCUUAAUGACCCAGAUUGUUGGAUAUUAUUCGCAAAAACUACGUACCCUACAGUGACGAUUUUCCACAAACAAAAAUCGCGUGUACCUUUAUUCACAAUGAAUUCAUGGACUAAUAUUACAAUAAGAUGGUCUGCAAAUACGAUGAACGUCUACUCCAACGCCACAAAUGUGUUUCAUUAUCAGCAUACCAGUCCUCUCAUAUUCUACUUCUUUUCCGUCGGCGUCGAUGCCAACAGCUGGGUUACUUGGUCUGUCAAUUGCGUUCCAACGGACAUAGAAGGACCAUCAGUUGAUGGAGGUUGGUCAGAAUGGGGACCAUGGGCAUGCAGCGUGAGCUGCAAUGGUGGUACAGGAAUUCGAAAACGACGUUGCGACUCGCCAACACCUAACAUCAGAGGAGAACCGUGUGUAGGACCGAGUAUAAUGACUGGACGUUGCAACGAAAUUCUUUGUGGCGAUAUAACCGAAGAUACGAUAAAAUUGAUAAAUCGAAGGAUUAGAAUGAACCACACGGCUCUUACUGCCAAAGAACAUCGUUCUAUCACAAUUAAAUCCGACUCGGAUAUCGUGCAGUUAAUUACUAAGGAAUCUCCUCGUUCCGAAUUACAAUGGUCCUUAAAUGGUGUCUUUGUAGAGAUAGAGCCUGAAAGAUUGGAGUUAAAAGAUUACAAUAUUGAGAUAAUGGAAGCGGUUCUAAAUGAUUCUGGCGUUUAUGCGAUGACACUACGUCGAAUCGAUGGAACGUAUUCGAUUAUCAAAGUGGUCACCUUGGCAGUAAUUCCAGCAGAGGAAACUAUGCAAAUAAGGGAAACUCUAGACACAACCAUACAAUGCCACUGUGCAAUCCUAGGACACAUUUAUUCGGAACUUGAAGUGUCUUGGUUAGUACGCAAUAAAACGUGGAAGAAUUAUGGCAUCACGCUUCCAAUGGCAGCCGAUGUUGAACACAUUACAAAAGUUAAUAAAACGCAUAACGGGAUGUGGCAAUGUGUCGUGAAGCAAAAUGACUUAAAUUUUGUAUGGAUAACAAAUAUGAUAUAUAUCAGAGGACCUCCAAAUUGGCGUACGCAUUUGAUGGAAGAUCAGGCAACGCGUUUCUUUUUUGGUUGGUUGCCAAAUGAAGAUUACGUCGGUGUUUUCGUAUUGGUUCUUUUUCUGAUUUUAGUCGCAGCUAUAAUCGUAGGAUCUUAUUAUUACAUAACCCAUAAUUUGGUGAUUAAAAACUUAAAUGAACAAAUAUAUCCUGCAAUUAGAAUUCGAGAAACCGCGAAACACAUAUUUGACCUGAAAAAUAUACCCAGAAGUCCAAGAGGCACACAAUAUGAACCACUGACGGACGAAAUGACUACCGAAGAUCAAGCGAUCACUGACGAUCAAAUAACUACCGACGACGAAGCGACUAUUGAAGAUGAAGUUACUGAAGAUCAAACGACUACCGAAAAUCAAGAAACUCCCAAACAUCAAGCGGCAAUCAAUGAUUAA